Messenger RNA from Rhododendron vialii, 1335 nucleotides. RefSeq lists its product as uncharacterized. NCBI's taxonomy places the organism in Eukaryota, Viridiplantae, Streptophyta, Magnoliopsida, Ericales, Ericaceae. The coding region runs from base 13 to 1101 and encodes 362 amino acids. The transcript has a single exon. The record is from RefSeq and is a predicted model, not a curated record.
AAACCCAAACGUAUGAAUCGAAUUAGUAUGUCGCUCCAUUUCCGGAUGCAAGCAGGAAAAACCCCAUUCUUCCCCUCCCGCAACCCUCUCCGCACCAAAAAUAGGUCCAACCUUUCUCAAACCCUAAAACCAGCCCCAAAAAUGGUCACAAACACCUCAUCCGGAAGACCCAUGUGCCAUUCUUGUUCCAAACCCUCCCGCAUCUGCUUGUGCACUAGAAUCAAGACCCCUUCUCUCAACAACUCAGCGGCCGUCACCAUUCUCCAACACAGUCUUGAGUUAAACCACCCUCUCAAUUCCACCCGAAUCGCCACCCUAGGGCUCAAGAAUCUCAGUGUGGUGUCAGUUUCUGAUGUGAAUUUCGAAGCCCAAUUCGCCAUCAGGCCUCUGAAUUCCAAUUCUGAAAUGGGUUCACACGUGUCUGAGGUUAGGACUAAUGGGUCAUGUUUUGAUUAUCAAGAAACCCAAAAUGGAGGUGGGUAUUCUUCACAAGUUGGGUCUGGUUUAAUUUCUUUCACCAUUCGCAAAUCUGGUGCAGUUAGCUCUUUUAAGCAUCUCUGUAUGCCCCAGAGUCAACUUGAAAACCUUAACUUUGAUCAGUUCUUGACUUCUUCGGUAGUCCUUGAUGCUUUAUCAAAUGGGUUUGUUGUGAAAAAGUGGCAGAACAAGCAGUUGGGUAAUGGGUGCAUCAAAACUGAGGAAAUGGAGGAGUUUGGAAUUAGGGUUCCUCCUGGGUCAGCACUACUUUUCCCAAGUGAAGAUUCAGUUUUGAUUGAGGAUAUAGAUUUUGAGGUGAAGAACUUGAUUGUGUUGGAUGGAACAUGGGCAAAGGCAAAGAGGGUGUACAACGAGAACCCUUGGUUGAAAGCUUUGCCUCAUUUGAAGCUGGAUUUGGACAAGAUGAGCUUGUAUGGUGAAGUGAGGACUCAGCCAAGGGCUGGGUGUUUGUCUACGAUUGAGAGCAUUGUGUAUGCACUGAAGGCUGUAGGGGAUGAAACUGAAACUGAUGGGUUGGACAAUCUGUUGGAUGUUUUUGAGUCCAUGGUUGGUGACCAAAGGCGGUGUAUGAAUGAAAGAUUAAGCCAAAUCUCCCUCUCAUGACUUCUUUAGUACCUUUUCAGCUUGAUUAUGCGCAUAACUCAGUUGAUUCAAUUACAUUGAGUUACAACAGAUUGUUUACUAGAGAAUUUGGAUCUCUCUUGAUUAUAUUUGGUAAAACCUUAGUGUAAACUUUCUCGGUUGGGGCUUGUGUUGUGUGGUGUCCUUCUAGCUAUGUAGGCUCAAUUUAGACGAGUAAUUGAAUUGAAUUCAAUCCCAAGAGUUGCUUGCAGAAUA